This is a messenger RNA of Anopheles coustani, 3180 nucleotides long. RefSeq names its product beta-alanyl-bioamine nonribosomal peptide synthetase ebony (gene e). The transcript is spliced from 6 exons. The record is from RefSeq and is a predicted model, not a curated record. NCBI's taxonomy places the organism in Eukaryota, Metazoa, Arthropoda, Insecta, Diptera, Culicidae. The coding region runs from base 1 to 2673 and encodes 890 amino acids.
AUGGGUACCCUGCCGCAGCCAGCCAUCGUCAAGGGACAGCUGUGCCCGCUGGAAACGACCCUGCUCCAUCGGACCUUCGAAGCUAACGUCGACCAAUUCUGCGGCACCGAUACGGCCAUCAUCUACGACGAUGAGCGCCGUGGGGAGCUGCAGAUCAACUACAAUGUGCUGAACUCGACGGCGAACCGCCUGGCGGCGGCCGCCCUGAACCGCAUCAAGGAGCACUUCCGCUCGCCGGCGAACAGCGACGGGGACCACAUCGUGGCGGUGUGCAUGCACCCAACCGACCGGCUGGUGACGAUGCUGCUGGCGAUCUGGAAGGCCGGUGCGGCGUACCUGCCGAUCGAUCCGACAUUCCCCCCGAACCGCAUCCAGCACAUACUGGGUGAGGCGAAGCCGGUGCUGGUCGUGUACGACGAUGACUACGACAAUGCGGCCAUCUUCGGGAAGACGCCGGCCAUCAGCUACGCCGAGCUGCGGAAGCGCGCGAGCGACAUGAGCAACGCCAACAUCCGGCCGGACGCGAUGCUCGGCCACGGCGAGAGCCAGCUGGCCCUCGUCCUGUACACCUCCGGUAGUACCGGUGUGCCGAAAGGCGUGCGCCUCAACCAUGAGACCAUUCUGAACCGGCUGCAGUGGCAGUGGGACCGCUUCCCGUACUCGCCGACCGAGCGGGUCGGUGUGUUCAAGACGGCCCUCACGUUCGUCGACUCGGUCACGGAGAUCUGGGGUCCGCUGCUGAACGGUAUGGCGAUCAUCGUGGUACCGAAGAAGAUCACCAACAAUCCGGAGCGGCUGGUCGAACUGCUCGAGCGCUAUCGGAUUGAGCGGUUGGUGCUAGUCCCGACCCUGCUCCGUUCGCUGCUGCUCUAUCUGCCCCUGCAGCAGCAGGCCAACGGUGGCGCGAAGCUGCUCUACAGUCUCCGGACGUGGGUGUGCUCCGGCGAGCCACUGCAGAUAUCGCUGGCCCGCGAGUUCUUCGACUACUUCGAGGAGGGUGUGCACGAGCUGUGCAACUUCUACGGCUCGACCGAGGUGAUGGGCGACGUGACGUACUUCGUGUGCGAGUCGAAGCGCCAGCUGGAUAACUACGAAAAGGUGCCGAUCGGUUACCCGCUCAGCAACACGGUCAUCUACAUCCUCGGCCCCAACCUUCACCCGGUGCAGGCGAAAGAGAUCGGUGAGCUGUACGUGUCGGGGCUGAACCUGGCCGAGGGUUACGUGAACGGGCGUGACAGGGAUCGCUUCAUCGACAAUCCGCUGUCGAUCGACCCGGCGUUCGCGCGUCUGUAUCGCACCGGGGACUACGCGUCGGUCAGCAAGGGCUGCGUGUACUACCAGGGCCGAACGGACUCACAAAUCAAGAUCCGUGGCCACCGGGUCGAUCUGUCCGAGGUGGAAGCCAACCUGCUCGGCCUGCCCGGCAUCGAUAAGGGUAUCGUGCUGUGCUACCACGCCGGCGAGAUCGACCAGGCGCUGCUCGGGUUCGUCACCCUCGAGGCGAACAGUCACUAUCAAACGGGACUGCAGGUCGAGGGGGCGCUGGCGGAUAAGCUGGCCCACUACAUGAUCCCACAGGUGAUCCUCCUCGACAGCAUACCGCUGCUCGUCAACGGCAAGAUUGAUCGUCAGACGCUGCUGAAGAUGUACGAGAACACCAACAACAACGACGACACGGAGAUCGAGAUCGAGUACGACUACAGCGACGUGCCGGUGAGCCAGCUAGCCGUGGCGAAGGACCUGUUCGAGACGGUCGGCCAAGUGAUCGGGCGUUCGACGCGAGCCAAGAUCUGCCUGUCGAGCAACUUCUACGAGCUCGGCGGCAACUCGCUGAACUCCAUCAUCACCGUGACGAAGCUGUGCGGUAAGGGCUACCCGGUCAGCAUCACCACGUUCAUCGGGGCGAACAAUUUGGGCGAAAUUCUCAACAAGAUCUGUGCCGACGAGCGCGAGCUAAAGCUGUGCACGUUCGACGAUGAACUCAAUACCAAAGAGCGUCUGACGCCGAGCUUCGACUAUCGCAUGCAGCUGACCGCGUUUCCGCUGGCGCUGGAGCACAAAAAGGACACCAUCGACAUCAUUACGUCGAGCUUCUUCGAGAAGGCCGACCUGGAGCAGUGGCUCAAGCCUCAGAUCUACGAGACGGACUACAAGGACAUCCUGGAGGACAUCUGGCUCGUCCUGAUCGAGAAGGGGCUGAGCUUCAUCAUCAAAGACGAAACCGGCCGGUCGGUGGGCGUCUCGCUGAACUUCGAUGCUCGUGACGAACCGGAAGUGACGGUCACCAGCAAGCUGAUCAUCGUGUUUGAGUUCCUAGAGUUUGUGGAAGGACCGAUUCGGGAUAGUGUGCUGCCGGAAGGCGUGAACCAGAUCCUACACUCCUUCAUGAUGGGCACGUGUGCGGAACUGUCCGCCCAGGAGAACAUCGAAGCGAUGCACUUCAUGGAGAGCGAGGUGCUGAAGCUGGCCAAGCGUCGAAACUUUGCCGGCAUCUUCACCACCAACACCAACCCGCUCACGCAGCAGCUUGGCUCGAACGUGUACCACUACGAGACGAUGCUGGACUAUCAGGUUAACCAGUUCGUCUACAGCGCGGACGGGUCGAGACCGUUUGCGGCCGCCCCCAACAGCCAGCGGGCGGUGGUACACUGGAAGGACAUUCGGCAGCAGUGAAACACCGAGCCGAGCGGUUAAGCUAAGGAUUGGUCGGUCCGCCGGCCGACGAAUUAAGUUAUUUUUAUUUAUAAAAAAAAGAAAAACCACUAUUCGCGCACAACCAAUCCUUCCUCCGCACACGGGAGGACAGUACAGGGAACCUGAAGCCACCGAAUGCCCUGGUUCACACUAUUAUUCACCGACACCCUACUCUUCUGUACUCGGUAUGGGGUUUCCAGUUCUUCGCCGUAACCGUCGUUGUCGACCUUAGUAUUUAAGCGAACAGUAUUUUUUUUUUAGUUACGGUAUAGAAGCGUUCGUUGCGAUCGGUUAGUAUACUCUUUUCAAAGUAAAAAAAAAUCCUAGAUGCAAACAUUCUUUGCAUUAGUAAUGACAAAAAAUUGUGAUUUUAAGCUGCGCACCGGUUCAGAAAGGAAGUGUGCCCACGCUUAGGAACAAGUUCCAAAAACGGCACACACCGCUAUGGGAGUGCAUGUCAACCCUGGAAGCUAACUAGAAAGAUAA